CCAACAUCCGCAGCACGAUUCUACCGAAGGCGUGCUGCGAGCUGCUUCCCCAUCACCCCCAUGCGGCCAUGCGCACCUCGGGCCCGGACGCGAUGCAGCCGGCGCGGCGGCGCCAGGGCUUCCUCCCCUUCGCCUGCCUCUCCGCCGCCUUCCUCGCCGCCGCCCUGCUCCCUGGAGCCGCUGUCGCCGAUGGCGUCACGCCCUCCGAGGCCCGACGGCUCCGCGACGAGGUCAAAGAUAUGUUCUAUCAUGCGUUUGAUGGGUACAUGCAACAUGCUUUUCCACUCGAUGAAUUGCGUCCUUUAAGUUGCCAAGGAGAAGAUUCACUUGGCGGCUAUGCACUUACUCUUAUUGACUCCUUGGAUACCUUGGCUUUACUAGGGGAUAAGGACAGAUUUGAUGCUGCUGUGGAGUGGGUUGGUAAGAAUGUCCGCUUUGAUAUUAACAAAACUGUCUCAGUUUUUGAGACCAACAUACGUAUUCUUGGAGGUCUGCUAUCAGCUCACCUGAUUGCCAGUGAUUAUGCAACCGGUAUGAAAAUUCAAUCUUACGAUGAUCAGUUGCUUCAUUUAGCAGUUGACUUAGCUCAGAGAUUGCUGCCUGCAUUUGACACUCCAACAGGUAUUCCAUUUGGAUCAGUCAAUUUAUUGUAUGGUGUUGAUGAAAAUGAAAGCAAGAUAACUUCAACAGCUGGUGGUGGCACUUUGACACUAGAAUUCGGUGUCUUGAGUCGUUUGACUAAUAAUAGUGUUUAUGAACAAGUUACAAAAAACUCUGUGCGUGGAAUAUGGGCACGCAGGUCGAAACUUGAUCUUGUUGGUGCCCAUAUAAAUGUCUUUACUGGUGAAUGGACACAGAAGGAUGCAGGAAUAGGCACAAGCAUUGACUCAUUCUAUGAAUAUCUUCUGAAGGCAUACUUAUUGUUUGGAGAUGAAGAAUAUUUAUAUAUAUUUCAGGAGGCUUACAAGGCCGCCAUGCAUUAUCUCCAUCACGAUCCCUGGUAUGUGGAGGUCAAUAUGAAUUCUGGUGCUACUGUUUGGCCACUAUUCAAUAGUCUACAGGCAUUCUGGCCAGGACUUCAGGUGUUAGCUGGAGAUGUUGAUCCUGCCAUUCGAACUCAUGCUGCCUUCUUGAGCGUAUGGAAAAAAUAUGGUUUUACUCCAGAAGGGUUUAAUCUGGCUACAUCCACUGUUCAGAAUGGACAAAGGAGCUACCCACUACGACCUGAGUUGAUCGAAAGCACAUAUUGGCUGUUCAAGGCUACUAGAGAUCAUAGGUACCUUGACGCUGGAAGGGAUAUAUUGGCAAGCCUUCAAUACAGUGCUAAAUGUCCAUGUGGCUACUGUCAUAUCUCAGAUGUUGAAUCUCACCAGCAGGAUGACCACAUGGAGAGUUUUUUCCUUGCAGAAACAGUCAAAUAUCUCUGGCUUCUUUUUGAUCUAGCUGCAGGUCCUGAUAACAUUGUUGAAAAUGGGCCAUAUAAAUAUAUAUUUAGUACAGAAGGUCAUUUGUUACCUGCUACUCCUCAGAUAGCCUUGUUAGAUGAGCAUUGCUUGUAUGCUGGAGCAUUCUGCAAUGGUAGUGCAGGCCAUGGAUAUGGUACCAGUGAUAGUUCUAGUAACCAUCAAAAUGCAAACUCCGUUCCGUUUGAUGAUAGUCGAACACCUUCUGGUCAAUAUUUGUCCAGUAUUUUGUCUACAACAAGAGGAUACAUCAAGGGAGUUUGUCCCGGAUUAACUCAUGCACAGAAACUUGGCAUAUCAUACUCUGCCGAGGAGGAUAACUUCAUGGACCAGAAUUCUGAAAGUCGUGGGAACUCUGAUGAAUCACAUGUGAUCAAAUCCAGUGUCCAAGCUCAAUCAAGUUCUGUUAUAUUGAUAUCUCAUCCAGCCUCAAGCCAAACUGAGGAGCUUGCGACAAGCAGAAGUGAGUACAAUGCAAACAUGGUGGCAACUACUGACUCUGUAAGGGCUGAUACUGCUGGUGCCUCGUCCCGAGUAUACCCCGAGGAUCUUCCUGAGGACACUGGGAGCGUCUCUGAACAGAGAGAGAACAAUAACGAAGAGAUUGCUUCUCAGGACCAUCAACCGAAGGAAGAUAGCUGACCAGAGACCAUGUAGGAACAAAAGAAAAAAAAUCACUCAAACUGGAUACCGUCAUUUCAGUGGCUUCCCAUAUUACAAAUCAGCGUAUCGGUUAUAUACGAACCAACAAGGACCCUAGGUCCAUAGAUCAGUGUAUCUGACCACAGUUUAUUUAGCGGAAGAUGAAAGAUCUACAGUGUGGCCCAGUGGCUGUGUGGCAACGGGAUUAUCCUUGGGUUAACCAAUCUGCGGUUCCGAUACAAGCAUGCAGAUUCACCUACAGGCAUCAGCUCUGUUCUUUCUGACAAACUAGCUUUAAGCGUGCAUUCCUUAAUUCAUUUUGUUUGUAACUUUGUAUUGAAUGGAUAUAUAUAUUUCCCUAUCAAAUAGCGGGUGUAAAGUUCUGUACACUAGAGCAAUCAACGAUCUGUACGGCGAAACGACUCAUACAUGGGGCA
This is a messenger RNA of Oryza brachyantha (malo sina), 2542 nucleotides long. Its product is annotated as alpha-mannosidase I MNS4. Lineage: Eukaryota; Viridiplantae; Streptophyta; Magnoliopsida; Poales; Poaceae. Gene Ontology annotation, biological process: endoplasmic reticulum mannose trimming; carbohydrate metabolic process; mannose trimming involved in glycoprotein ERAD pathway. Gene Ontology annotation, molecular function: mannosyl-oligosaccharide 1,2-alpha-mannosidase activity; calcium ion binding. Gene Ontology annotation, cellular component: endoplasmic reticulum; membrane. The transcript has 17 exons. Bases 69 to 2105 code for a protein of 678 amino acids. The record is from RefSeq and is a predicted model, not a curated record.